Messenger RNA from Puccinia triticina, 432 nucleotides. RefSeq lists its product as uncharacterized. The record is from RefSeq and is a predicted model, not a curated record. The transcript has 2 exons. Bases 1 to 432 code for a protein of 143 amino acids. Lineage: Eukaryota; Fungi; Basidiomycota; Pucciniomycetes; Pucciniales; Pucciniaceae.
AUGUUUGCACAUCGGAUUGAGAUGCCAAACAGAUCAUUCUUGAUCAGCAACAUCUCAGUCUUCAACAACAUAAUUGCCCGCUGCAGGAAGUUUGACGAGACGGAGUUCAUGGAGAACCCCUACAUCAAAGGCGGCCCUUGGAAUACUUGGGACCCGGUGACAGGCACAGACACCUCAAAGUCCAAGACACAAGCAACGACCGGUGGACAACCUGCAAAAACCACCACCAACCAGAACCACUUCAGGCGGCCGCGAAAAAUCAGCAGCGAGGCCAUUCUCCACCAGAGAAACGCGGCCCCGGCUAGGGAUCAGGCAGAUACCCACGUAGCCAGGGAUACAAAGGGAACAAAUACGACGACCGCAGCACUAGACGGGACCACCCAGGAAGGAACCAGUGGCUACCCGCCCCAUCACCUGACUGGGCAUUACUAA